GCUUCGGUUGCACUUUCGGAGUGUCUUUCCCUUCAAUGGCAUGAUGCCGAUGGCUACCCUAUGUUGCUUUUCGGUACCUGGCCCGACUCCUCAAGUCGGGAAAGAUAUUCUCUAGGCGAGACCGAGUCUCUGGAAGUUCUUCCGUCACAAACGACCCUUUUAUAGGGCGAGUAACGACACUUUAACGAUCUUUUCAAAAUUCAUUAAAAUUCAUUGAACUUGAGGAUCACGACGCGAAGAAACUUUCCCAUUAGCAUUUUUAGCAUUUGCAUUCAUUAGGGGGUUUAGAACAUCUGGCAACUGGUCGAUUCAUCUUGGAGAUAUAACAUCUUAUGAGGCGUUUUUAGGGCAUCUUUUUCUUCCUAAACGUGGGUUCUUAUCGAAAUACUUCACGAUAUACGACAGAGAAAAGGUCAUCUGACUAGAUAAUGGGGUCCCCAAAUCAGGCCCGUCCAACGAUCGCCAUCAUCGGUGCUGGUAUCGGCGGUUUAGCCCUUGCCAUCGGCCUUAUCAAGCGCAAUGUGCCCGUCACCGUCUACGAUGCAGCUGAUCAGUUCUCUACGGUGGGAGCUGGCAUUGGUUUAGGUCCAAACGCGUUGAAUGCUAUGGACCUGGUCGAUAAUGUGUUCCGAGAAAAGUAUGACGAGGUUAAGACGCAGAACGAGAAAUUGGAAUUCGAACAUAGCAUCUUCGACGCGUUGUAUGCCGAAGAGGGGUUUGGCGAAAAGCGGGGAUGGACACGCGGUCUCGUCGGAGCCCCUUAUUUCACACGAAGCAGUGCACAUCGCAAAGACUUAUUAGAGAUCAUGGAAAGCUUCAUCCCCGAAGGAUCUGUUAAGUUCAAAAAGCGCGCGGUAUCAUUCGAACAAGUGGAAAAGAAAGUACGCAUCAACUUCGCAGAUGGUACGUCGGAGACGGUUGACGCGGUCAUCGGCUGUGAUGGCGUGAAAGGACUUACCCGUCGAGCUGUCUUGGGCGAUAUUGCGCCAGAAGAAGUCCAACCGACAUUCAUGGGCAUGUAUAUCUACCGAGGUAUCAUCCCGAUGGCACGAGCAAAAGAGAUACUUGGAACCCAUGCUGGAGAUGCCAAAUUCUUUAUGGCUAAGGGAAAGGCUGUAGCUGCAUAUCCGAUAUCCCGCGGGCAAGAAAUGAACCUUGUAUUCUUCGUGACGGACAGCAAGCCUUGGACUCAGGGAGAUCAUGCUAUAUCAUGCACGAAGGAGGAGAUGGUUCAAGACCUAGAAGGGUUCGACCCUAAACUGCUGAAGCUCCUAGACUAUUGUAAACCUCUCAGGUGGCCGACUUGGCAUCAUCCGCAGACGUCAACAUACUAUAAUGGGCGUAUCUGUCUACUGGGUGACGUUGCGCAUGCCAGUAGUUCCCACCAGGCGGCUGGAGCCGGCCAAGGACUGGAAGAUGCGGCUGUGCUUUCUCAGCUUCUUACUCUUGUCAAAACACCCGAUGACCUCGAAACGGCUUUUCAAGUGUAUGACGCGAUUAGACGGCCGCGAGCGCAGGAGGUGGUUCGUACGAGCUUCGAGGCGGGACUCAUCUACACAUGGCAACAUCCGGAUAUCGGGGAUGAUAUGGAGGCCAUCAAGGACAACGCAAACCAAAGACUGCAUUGGAUCUGGCAGCAUGACCUUAAAGCCGACAUCCAGAAAGCCGAGGAUGAUUUCCGCAGGCUAUGCCAACGAUAAGAUUCGAGAAGCUGGGAGGCUCUGAUAUCAUCGAAUGUACGUAAACAGGCCAUGGGCAACCAUUCUGAAUACACCAUGAGCUAAUUGUCUCCUCUGCGUACGUAGUCACCCUUGGGGUAACGACUUAGAUUGGCUGUUUAUGAAUAUUACCUUAUACUAUACCCCAGCACACAUUAGCAUACCCCAAUAAUAUUAUAAUAUUUCAGCGCAUGCUACAUGCCUAGUACAUAAACAUGCAGAGGCUCUCUCCACGUCUUUUGCCCCUUCCAAGAUUUUCAUCCGCGAACAUCCGCGAGAAUGUAACUAUUCCAUGCCCCCUCCUUUCGGUCACAUGUUCAAGUAGUCGAGUCGUAGAUUUACAGUUCUAACCACAUACGUACGCUGCAUGUACUGAGCGGCCUGUGCCACACGGCUGCGGCACGCAAGUCAGAGAUACUACCGAAAAUAACGACG
Molecule: messenger RNA, 2153 nt
Organism: Annulohypoxylon truncatum
Lineage: Eukaryota; Fungi; Ascomycota; Sordariomycetes; Xylariales; Hypoxylaceae
Product: mannitol 1-phosphate dehydrogenase
Exons: 2
Coding region: 429-1700 (423 amino acids)
Biological process (GO): secondary metabolite biosynthetic process
Molecular function (GO): FAD binding
Source: RefSeq, a predicted model, not a curated record